AUGGCACAGUCGGCCAGCACAUUUGACCCUCUGGUCAAACUCCAGAAGGAUAUCUUCACCCAUUCUGACAGCUCCACACAGAGCUCUCCGAACAAGUUCAAAGACAGCUCAAUUGAGAAGUCCACAAACACCUCCCCCUCAACAUCCACAGACAACUCCCCUGAGAAGUCUGGUCAGGCUGCUGAGGAGGAACCUCAAGAUGACUCGGCUUGGAUAGCAGAUUCUGGCCCCGCCUACUCCAGGCCCAAGUAUGCGCACCUGCCUGCUGUGCACCAGAAGACUGAAGAGCUGACCAAAGCCCAGGGGGAUGCCACUGAUGAGGAGGAGGAGCUCAUGGCCGAGAAGAUGUUGUCAGAAAGAAAGGAACAUACGCGCGCACACCUGGAAGCGCUGAAGAAGAAGGAUGACGAGUUGGUGGCCAGCAUGAGCGAGGCACUGAAACCCAACAACGGGAAGGGUGCCCACCACAAUCUCCUGACGUCCAUGCGCGAGCAGCGCAUCAUGCGACAGGAGAUCCUGAAGAAAAUGCGGCAUCACAGGGAGGUCAACAGGGCACUGACAAAGUACAUCACAAAGGAGGAUCAAUAA
Molecule: messenger RNA, 588 nt
Organism: Coccomyxa subellipsoidea C-169
Lineage: Eukaryota; Viridiplantae; Chlorophyta; Trebouxiophyceae; Coccomyxaceae
Exons: 7
Coding region: 1-588 (195 amino acids)
Source: RefSeq, a predicted model, not a curated record